Molecule: messenger RNA, 1843 nt
Organism: Pseudogymnoascus verrucosus
Lineage: Eukaryota; Fungi; Ascomycota; Leotiomycetes; Thelebolales; Thelebolaceae
Gene: RIO1
Product: protein kinase rio1
Exons: 2
Coding region: 76-1773 (565 amino acids)
Biological process (GO): maturation of SSU-rRNA
Cellular component (GO): cytosol; preribosome, small subunit precursor
Molecular function (GO): protein serine/threonine kinase activity; ATP binding
Source: RefSeq, a predicted model, not a curated record
CAACGUUUGUUAAGAUUUCUACUCGAAAUAUUUUCAACUGCCACAAAACUAUUGAGAUAUCUGUAUAUCUCAGUCAUGGCAUCUACUCCGGCAGCUGGGCAAGCCCCAAGCCAUACCUAUGUCCCAAACCAGGGCUAUGAGGCUACCCCGCUAAACCCAGAAGAUAACCCCGCACGUGCGGCCGCUUUGGAGGGGCAAGAAGGCGAAGAAGAGAUCGAGGAAGACGAAACCUACGACGAUAUUUUCGACGAAGAUGAGGGUGCUUUGGAUGAUCUAGACUGGGACCCCAAUAGCUCUGAUUUAACAAAAUCUUAUAACCGCCAGAGACAGCUACACUCCAACUCCGCGAACCUCCCGAAAAUAAACUCACAAUCGAAACCGAUAGUAAACGCCAAAGCCAGCGUUGACGACCAAAUUACGAGUCUCACAAAGCAUGCUGCGAAGAUUCGCCUCGAUGGAGGCACGGGAGGUCUCAGCAAGGACUCCAAGAGUCAUGAGAAGGACAAGUCAGACCGUGCAACCAGCGAGCAAGUUCUCGAUCCCCGCACACGAAUGAUUUUGCUGCAGAUGAUCAACAGAGGUGUUGUCUCCGAAAUAAAUGGCUGUCUCAGUACUGGAAAGGAAGCCAACGUUUACGGCGCCCUUUCCGUCUCACCACCUACUGCCGAAGACCCAGAGCCAACCCCUCUGCACCGUGCCAUCAAGGUGUAUAAGACGAGCAUCCUGGUUUUCAAGGAUCGCGAUCGCUAUGUCACCGGCGAGCAUCGCUUCCGUGGCGGUUACAACAAGUCCUCGAACAGAGCCAUGGUCAAGGUCUGGGCAGAGAAGGAGAUGCGUAACCUAAGGCGCCUGUUCGCCGCUGGCAUUCCUUGCCCAGAGCCGAUAUACCUUCGCCUGCACGUGCUCGCCAUGGAGUUUCUUGGUGAUAAGAAGGGAUGGGCUGCACCCCGCCUGCGUGAUGCAGAGAUGCACGGUACGGCUGAUGAAGUGGAUGAGCGCUGGAGAGUACUGUAUCUUGAACUCGUGGGUUUGAUGGCGAAGAUGUAUCAAGUCUGCAAGCUUGUACACGCUGAUUUAUCCGAGUACAAUGUGUUGUAUCACAAUUCAAGACUUUUUAUUAUUGAUGUCUCGCAGAGUGUAGAGCAUGAUCAUCCGAGAUCGCUGGAGUUCUUGCGCAUGGAUAUCAAGAACGUAUCAGAUUUCUUCAGACGCAAGAACGUCGACACGCUAUCGGAGCAGGCGCUCUUCAGUUUCAUUACCACCGGACCUUAUUCCGAUGCCACAGUUACAUCACGCCUAGAGGCUCUUUUCGUGGCCAAGGCCAAGGGCGAAGCGGAAGACGAGGCGGCGGGUCUCGCAGGAGAUGCUGAUGAGGUUGCUGCCAGGCAACAAGUCGAGAACGAGGUUUUCAGACAGCAGUAUAUCCCACAAACCCUCGAGCAGGUUUAUGAUAUUGAGAGAGACGCUGCACAAGUUGGGAAGGAAGGAAAGAGCUCCCUGGUGUAUGCUAACCUAUUGGCCGAUAAGACUGCUGGAGCGCAAGACGCGGAUGGGACUGCAAGCGGCACCAGCAGCGACGAUGACGAGGAAGAUUCGGAGGACGACGAGAGCCGAUUUGAGAAGGGUACUCCGAGAGGGAAACGAUUCGAGGAUAAGGAUCAGAAGAAGGAGCACAAAAUGGCAGUGAAGGAAGAAAAGCGCGAGAAGAGGAAGGAGAAGAUCCCAAAGCACAUCAAGAAAAAGCUCAUAAAUUCCAGUUCUAGAAAGAAGUAGAUAUAACCAUAUCUCACGAUGAAAUGACAAUAGAUAUUCAAAGCGAUAGAUUCUUAUCAUAUAUAUUGAG